AUGACCAGGUGCCAAGUGCCAGCUGUCCUUAUUCACCAAAUUCAAGAAGAAUUGGAUAAAGAAGAAGAAGAGAUAAUGGUUUUCCUGUGCCGGGACCUUGCUCCUGACUUGGCCUCUGCCAAUCUUAGAGAGAUCUUGGUGGCUUUGAAUGAGAGGGAGAAACUGUCUUUUCUUGGUUUGUCUGAGCUGUUGUACAGAGUUAAGAGGUUUGACUUACUGAGAAGGAUCUUGAAGACUGAGAAAGCAACAGUGGAAGCUCACCUUGCCAGAAGUCUCAGACUUAUCCCUGAUUACAGGGUCCUAAUGGUAGAGAUAAAUGAGAAUCUGGAAAAAGAAGAAGUGGGUUCUCUUGGUUUUCUACUCAGAGAUUAUGCACCUCGUAUGAAAAUAGCAAGAGAUAAGAGUUUUCUAGCUCUUGUAAUUGACCUGGAGAAACUAAAUUUGGUGUCUCCUAAUCAACUGGAUUUGAUAGAAAACUGUUUUCGAAAUAUUCACAGGAUAGACCUGAUUAGGAAGAUUCAGAAUUAUAAACACGAAGCUUUAAUGUCCUCCGUUCUCUCUCAGCCAGUCUAUGUAAAUGCACGUCAGGCAUCUCUCCCUAAUCUCAAUCUGAUUGAUCCCUCUUAUAAUUCAGGGAUUUCAAGUGGAAACAGAGACAAAUUACAAAAUAGACAAAGUCUUACUCUGGCCGAACCAAUCCACAUGUCCAUUCAGGAAUUGGGACCAGUGUCACAUAAGGUGCCAGAUGAUCAUUACAGAAUGCAAAGUCAACCUUUAGGAAUAUGCCUGAUAAUAGACUGUAUUGGCAAUGACACAGAUGUGUUGGAAGAGACCUUCAGAGGCUUAGGUUAUGACGUACAUAGCCACAGAUAUUUAAAUAUAGACACCAUGAAUCAAACAUUGCUUGGAGUUACAAAGCUGCAGGUGCACAGAAAUUGUGACAGCUUCAUCUGCAUAUUGGUCAGCCGUGGAUGUCCUCAAAGCAUCUUCUGUACAGACCAUACUUUUUCUGGAUUCCCUUUGGAACAAGUAAGGAAAUACUUCACAGCAGACUCAUGUCCAGGACUCCUAGGAAAACCGAAGAUUUUUUUUAUUCAGAGCUACGUUGUGCCAGAAAACGACCAAGAAUAUACUAGUCUGUUGGAAGUAGAUGGGAAUGAUGAGAAUAUCAUUGGUAAAGUCACUAUCCCCCAAGUAGCAGACAUCUUCUGGAGUCAUUGCAAGACGGAUGCAUCUACACUAGAAAAAUCUCCAACUUCAUCUUCAUAUUACCUGCGUUGUCUGGCCGAGCUACUCCGCAAUCCUGAUAAAAGGUAA
Acanthisitta chloris (rifleman) is the source of this 1317-nucleotide messenger RNA. RefSeq names its product CASP8 and FADD-like apoptosis regulator (gene CFLAR). The transcript has 8 exons. The record is from RefSeq and is a predicted model, not a curated record. Gene Ontology annotation, biological process: negative regulation of extrinsic apoptotic signaling pathway via death domain receptors; proteolysis. Gene Ontology annotation, molecular function: cysteine-type endopeptidase activity; protein binding. The coding region runs from base 1 to 1317 and encodes 438 amino acids. NCBI's taxonomy places the organism in Eukaryota, Metazoa, Chordata, Aves, Passeriformes, Acanthisittidae.